CGCAGUUGUGGGACUGGAGCCGGACCACAGGGCUGCACCUAGGAGGGAGGGAGGAGAAGUCCUGGGAUAUUUGGAAAGAUAAAGGGCGAUGACCACCCCGGCGGGCUCCGGCACGGGCUUCGGCUCCGUGUCCUGGUGGGGCCUGUCCCCGGCGCUGGACCUGCAGGCUGAGAGUCCUCCUGUGGACCCGGACUCGCAGGCCAAUGCGGAGCACGGGACCCCCGAGCUAGAUGUGCUGCUACUGGGCUCCGUAGACGGGCGCCACCUGCUGCAAACCCUGGCCCGGGCGGAACGCUGGCCACGCAGGAGGUUUCAGUUCUACGUGCUGGAGAACAAUCUGGAAGCGGUGGCCCGGCACAUGCUGUUCUUCAGCCUGGCCCUGGAGGAUCCUGAGAAGAUGGGACUGCAAGGUGAGUUGCAAGGACCAGGGUGGAAGGGCGUUCUGCGCUCCUCCCCUCCCCCCUCCCUUCCUCAUCCCUGCAGAGUCUGGCUUCCCAAUGGUGCAAGUACCUGGCCGGCCGGCCCAGAAAUUUCCCCAGGAAUCCACCGAGGAAAAAGGCUGAGAAAGGGCUUCCAGAGAGCCGAGCCGUGUCAUCUACCAGCUCUGUGUGUCCCCUCACUCACUGUGCUGGUCUCCCCUGCAGCCCCUGGCCCGGCACCCUUCACCGUCCACUUCCUGCCCCUCGGCUCUGCCCAGACCCUCCACCACAAGAGCUGCUACAAGGGUCGGUUCCAGCUCCUCUAUGUGGCCUGUGGGAUGGUCCAUCUUCUCAGCCCUGAGCUCGGGGCCUGCGUGGCCCCUGGGGGACGCCUGGUCGUGGAAUUAGCCCGCUACCUGGUGGACGUGCGGCCGGAGCAGCUCCGGGGAUUCUCCGACCGGGUUGGGGAACUGGCUCAGGCAGCGGGGUUCGCCCCACAGCCCGGUGCCGGGUCCCCCGAGACCUUCGCGCGCUUCUGCAAGUCCGGGGACUCAGCUCCCGGAGGCCCCGCAGUGGAACCCGGGACUCCGCCCCUUGCAGCCCUGGCCACGCCUCCUGAUGUCCUGGCUCCGCCUCCUGAGGCAACAAACCCGCCCUCGGAGCGCCUGACCCAGCCCCUCCAAGGUCAAAGCCCCCCUGAACCCCUCAAACUGCCCUCAGAGUCUCAGGCUUCUUCACUCGAGGCUUUGGCUCCGCCCACAGGGAGUCAGAACCCCCAAACCAGAGAGUCUGAGGGGACCCUCAGAGAACACCGCCCCACCUAACUUCUCAAGUUGGGUCCUGGAGUUGGACCGGCCUCUGGGACACUCAGCUACACCCUCCACAUUCUCGCUCAGCCCCAGAGGUGUUGCUGGAAUUUCAGACUCCAUUUCUGAGAUUCUAUACAGUGGGGCCUUGACUUACGAGUGUCCCGACUAACGAGUUGUUUUUUGAGAUACCAGCUG
Messenger RNA from Myotis davidii, 1423 nucleotides. RefSeq names its product dynein, axonemal, assembly factor 3 (gene DNAAF3). Lineage: Eukaryota; Metazoa; Chordata; Mammalia; Chiroptera; Vespertilionidae. The coding region runs from base 89 to 1243 and encodes 384 amino acids. Gene Ontology annotation, biological process: axonemal dynein complex assembly; motile cilium assembly. The transcript has 7 exons. The record is from RefSeq and is a predicted model, not a curated record.